Molecule: messenger RNA, 2802 nt
Organism: Triticum aestivum (bread wheat)
Lineage: Eukaryota; Viridiplantae; Streptophyta; Magnoliopsida; Poales; Poaceae
Product: receptor kinase-like protein Xa21
Exons: 2
Coding region: 67-2802 (911 amino acids)
Biological process (GO): protein phosphorylation
Molecular function (GO): receptor serine/threonine kinase binding; protein kinase activity; ATP binding
Source: RefSeq, a predicted model, not a curated record
UCUCUAAACCUUACAAGUCGAGGUUUGGUGGGGCACAUCUCUCCUUCACUUGGAAACCUAACAUUCAUGCGGUCUCUGGUCCUCACAGAGAACACACUCGCCGGGGAGAUCCCACCCUCGCUUGGUCACCUACCUCGCCUCCAAACCUUCCUCUUGAAUAGUAACAUGCUACAAGGAAGGGUGCCGAGUUUCGCUAACUGCUCAAAGCUCAAGGUGAUGGAUGUUUCGAAAAACAACCUAGUAGGCCAUCUCCAUGCCAACUUGCCUCUUUACUUGCAAGUGUUGCACGUUUGGUCUAAUAACCUUACUGGCACCAUCCCAGCUACUCUUGCCAAUAUCACAACAUUAACCCAAAUUAACUGCCAAGAUAAUCACAUCAAGGGAAAUAUCCCAAGUGAAUUUGCACAUUUGUCCAGCUUGCAGCACCUGUCUGCCAGUGCUAAUCGGCUAUCAGGAAGAUUUCCACAAGCCAUCUUGAAUCUUUCUACUCUUACCAUCCUCGAACUUGCUGCCAAUGGUCUAAGUGGAGAGGUUCCACCAAAUCUCUUUACCUCUCUUCCCGAUCUCCAGAUACUUUUCUUAGGUGGCAACUUAUUUUUAGGGCACCUUCCUAGUUCAUUCACCAACGCUUCCAAUAUACAAGCUCUCGAUUUGUCAAGAAACAACUUCACAGGAUUGAUGCCUACCACGAUUGGAAAACUUACCAAACUCUUGAGCUUGAAUCUUGAAAAUAAUGAACUCCAAGCACACAACAGAGAAGAUUGGGAGUUUUUGAAUAGCUUAGGCAACUGCACGGAGCUACAAAUGUUUUCCAUGGGUUAUAAUCAUCUAUCAGGGCAUGUACCGAGUUCAUUAGGUAACCUUUCAAGUCAACUCCAGGAAUUAUACUUGACAAACAAUCAACUAUCAGGAGAUUUUCCAUCUGGCAUAGCAAACCUUCGCAACCUGAUUUUUGUAGCAUUGGGACGAAAUAACUUUACAGGUGUGGUUCCUAUGUGGAUAGGAACUCUCAAAGCUGUGCAGGUAAUAGGCUUAUUCAAAAACUUCUUUGCGGGGGCCCUCCCAUCAUCCUUGUCAAACUUGACUCAAUUGGGAGCUCUCUACCUACGCUCGAACCAGUUCACCGGUCACAUACCAUCAAGCUUUGGAAACUUUCCAAUGCUUCAAAUAUUGGACAUUUCCCGCAAUGAACUCCAUGGCAAGGUUCCAAUGGAGAUCUUUAGAAUCCCAGCAAUAACUGGAAUUGAUUUAUCAUUCAAUAGCCUUGAUGGACAACUUCCUACGGGCAUUGGAAAUGCCAAACAACUCGUGAUAUUGAGAGUUUCAUCAAAUAAACUAUCCGGAGAUAUUCCAAACACUUUGGGUGAUUGUGAAAGCUUAGAAGGCAUUGAGUUAGAUUCAAACAUUUUCAGCGGAAGCAUUCCCACAUCGUUAGCCAAGAUAAGCAGCCUCAAAGUUUUGAAUUUGUCUACCAACAACUUAACUGGGUCAAUACCAGCAUCUCUUGGCAGCCUGGAACUCCUUGAGGACCUAGAUUUGUCAUUCAACCAUCUUAAUGGAGAGGUUCCAACAAAAGGGAUCUUCAGGAAUGCAACUACCUUGAAGAUUAACGGAAAUCAAGGGCUUUGUGGCGGGGUAAAGGAGUUACACAUACUAGCUUGUUCUGACGUGCCUUCAAAUUCAACUAGGCACAAGGAAUCUUUAGUGCUCAAAGUGGUCAUCCCAAUAGCAUGUGUUGUGUCACUUGCUGUAGUCAUAUUUGGCUAUUUGCUAUGGAUAAGAAAACACAAUAGCAAAUCUAUAUCACUGCCAUCGUUUUCUACAAAAUUACCGAAAGUUUCUUUCAACGACCUAACUAGAGCAACAGCAGGGUUCUCCACGCCUAAUUUGAUUGGUAGAGGAAGAUACAGUUCUGUAUACCAAGGAAAACUACUUGAAGACCAAAAUGAGGUUGCCAUAAAAGUCUUCAACCUAGAGAUAAGAGGAGCACACAAGAGCUUCAUUGCAGAAUGUAAUGCAUUGAGAAAUGUGCGACAUCGCAAUCUGGUCCCUAUUCUGACUGCAUGCUCAAGUAUUGAUUCUAAGGGCAAUGACUUCAAGGCCCUGGUGUAUGAGCUCAUGCCACGUGGAGACUUACAUAAGCUACUAUACUCAACUCAAGACUAUGAAUGCUCUUCAGAUUUGAACCUCAUUAUGAUGGCUCAAAGGAUAAGCAUUGUGGUGGACGUGGCAGAUGCACUGGAGUAUCUACACCAUAAUAACCAAGAAACAAUGAUUCAUUGUGAUCUGAAGCCUAGCAACAUUCUUUUGGAUGAUAAUAUGACAGCUCAUGUUGGAGACUUUGGGCUGUCAAGAUUCAAAGUUGGUUCUACAAUGUCAUCUCUUGGUAACCCCAACUCUUCUUCUGUUGCAGUAAUGGGGACGAUUGGAUACGCCGCUCCAGAAUAUGCUGGGGGCGGUCAAGUUUCAACUGCCGCGGAUGUUUACAGCUUUGGUGUCGUUCUCCUCGAGAUAUUUGUUCGAAGAAGGCCAACGGAUGACAUGUUUAAGGAUGGACUCAACAUUGUGAACUUUAUAGAGGCUAGCUUCCCCGGUAGGGUAUUGGAGAUUGUCGACCCCCAACUUCUACAGGAGUUGGAGGAAACUCCAAUGGCCUUGAAGGAAAAAUGUUCAGAAUGUCUUUUGUCUAUGCUAAAGGUUGGCCUUUCUUGCACCAAGCCAUCUCCCGGUGAUCGUAUCAACAUGCAGGAGGUGGCGGCCAAGCUACAUGGAAUCAAGGAUGCUUACUUUGAUGCUAACUGA